Polyodon spathula (Mississippi paddlefish) is the source of this 7249-nucleotide messenger RNA. RefSeq names its product von Willebrand factor A domain-containing protein 5B1-like. The record is from RefSeq and is a predicted model, not a curated record. The coding region runs from base 4562 to 7201 and encodes 879 amino acids. Lineage: Eukaryota; Metazoa; Chordata; Actinopteri; Acipenseriformes; Polyodontidae. The transcript is spliced from 14 exons.
UAAAUGAAGAAAACAAAUCAGAUGAUGAGGUAUUCAGUGGUGCAGACUCUAGUAAAACUCUGCCUGUAAACUCUCUCCUUCCUGAUCCCUUGACCUGGACUUGAAUAAACAGGAUGAAGAUUAUCUCUGUGCUGACCAGUGAACCAGUCUGGGUUGCAGCACCUCUGGUGUAUUGAGUGUAUACAGGGAGAGGUGGCUGGUACAAUGCAGGAUGAAGAUUGUCUCUGUGCUCACCAGUGAACCAGUCUGGGUUGCAGCACCUCUGGUGUAUUGAGUGUAUACAGGGAGAGGUGGCUGGUACAAUGCAGGAUGAAGAUUGUCUCUGUGCUCACCAGUGAACCAGUCUGGGUUGCAGCACCUCUGGUGUAUUGAGUGUAUACAGGGAGAGGUGGCUGGUACAAUGCAGGAUGAAGAUUGUCUCUGUGCUCACCAGUGAACCAGUCUGGGUUGCAGCACCUCUGGUGUAUUGAGUGUAUACAGGGAGAGGUGGCUGGUACAAUGCAGGAUGAAGAUUGUCUCUGUGCUCACCAGUGAACCAGUCUGGGUUGCAGCACCUCUGGUGUAUUGAGUGUAUACAGGGAGAGGUGGCUGGUACAAUGCAGGAUGAAGAUUGUCUCUGUGCUCACCAGUGAACCAGUCUGGGUUGCAGCACCUCUGGUGUAUUGAGUGUAUACAGGGAGAGGUGGCUGGUACAAUGCAGGAUGAAGAUUGUCUCUGUGCUCACCAGUGAACCAGUCUGGGUUGCAGCACCUCUGGUGUAUUGAGUGUAUACAGGGAGAGGUGGCUGGUACAAUGCAGGAUGAAGAUUGUCUCUGUGCUCACCAGUGAACCAGUCUGGGUUGCAGCACCUCUGGUGUAUUGAGUGUAUACAGGGAGAGGUGGCUGGUACAAUGCAGGAUGAAGAUUGUCUCUGUGCUCACCAGUGAACCAGUCUGGGUUGCAGCACCUCUGGUGUAUUGAGUGUAUACAGGGAGAGGUGGCUGGUACAAUGCAGGAUGAAGAUUGUCUCUGUGCUCACCAGUGAACCAGUCUGGGUUGCAGCACCUCUGGUGUAUUGAGUGUAUACAGGGAGAGGUGGCUGGUACAAUGCAGGAUGAAGAUUGUCUCUGUGCUCACCAGUGAACCAGUCUGGGUUGCAGCACCUCUGGUGUAUUGAGUGUAUACAGGGAGAGGUGGCUGGUACAAUGCAGGAUGAAGAUUGUCUCUGUGCUCACCAGUGAACCAGUCUGGGUUGCAGCACCUCUGGUGUAUUGAGUGUAUACAGGGAGAGGUGGCUGGUACAAUGCAGGAUGAAGAUUGUCUCUGUGCUCACCAGUGAACCAGUCUGGGUUGCAGCACCUCUGGUGUAUUGAGUGUAUACAGGGAGAGGUGGCUGGUACAAUGCAGGAUGAAGAUUGUCUCUGUGCUCACCAGUGAACCAGUCUGGGUUGCAGCACCUCUGGUGUAUUGAGUGUAUACAGGGAGAGGUGGCUGGUACAAUGCAGGAUGAAGAUUGUCUCUGUGCUCACCAGUGAACCAGUCUGGGUUGCAGCACCUCUGGUGUAUUGAGUGUAUACAGGGAGAGGUGGCUGGUACAAUGCAGGAUGAAGAUUGUCUCUGUGCUCACCAGUGAACCAGUCUGGGUUGCAGCACCUCUGGUGUAUUGAGUGUAUACAGGGAGAGGUGGCUGGUACAAUGCAGGAUGAAGAUUGUCUCUGUGCUCACCAGUGAACCAGUCUGGGUUGCAGCACCUCUGGUGUAUUGAGUGUAUACAGGGAGAGGUGGCUGGUACAAUGCAGGAUGAAGAUUGUCUCUGUGCUCACCAGUGAACCAGUCUGGGUUGCAGCACCUCUGGUGUAUUGAGUGUAUACAGGGAGAGGUGGCUGGUACAAUGCAGGAUGAAGAUUGUCUCUGUGCUCACCAGUGAACCAGUCUGGGUUGCAGCACCUCUGGUGUAUUGAGUGUAUACAGGGAGAGGUGGCUGGUACAAUGCAGGAUGAAGAUUGUCUCUGUGCUCACCAGUGAACCAGUCUGGGUUGCAGCACCUCUGGUGUACUGAGUGUAUACAGGGAGAGGUGGCUGGUACAAUGCAGGAUGAAGAUUGUCUCUGUGCUCACCAGUGAACCAGUCUGGGUUGCAGCACCUCUGGUGUAUUGAGUGUAUACAGGGAGAGGUGGCUGGUACAAUGCAGGAUGAAGAUUGUCUCUGUGCUCACCAGUGAACCAGUCUGGGUUGCAGCACCUCUGGUGUAUUGAGUGUAUACAGGGAGAGGUGGCUGGUACAAUGCAGGAUGAAGAUUGUCUCUGUGCUCACCAGUGAACCAGUCUGGGUUGCAGCACCUCUGGUGUAUUGAGUGUAUACAGGGAGAGGUGGCUGGUACAAUGCAGGAUGAAGAUUGUCUCUGUGCUCACCAGUGAACCAGUCUGGGUUGCAGCACCUCUGGUGUAUUGAGUGUAUACAGGGAGAGGUGGCUGGUACAAUGCAGGAUGAAGAUUGUCUCUGUGCUCACCAGUGAACCAGUCUGGGUUGCAGCACCUCUGGUGUAUUGAGUGUAUACAGGGAGAGGUGGCUGGUACAAUGCAGGAUGAAGAUUGUCUCUGUGCUCACCAGUGAACCAGUCUGGGUUGCAGCACCUCUGGUGUAUUGAGUGUAUACAGGGAGAGGUGGCUGGUACAAUGCAGGAUGAAGAUUGUCUCUGUGCUCACCAGUGAACCAGUCUGGGUUGCAGCACCUCUGGUGUAUUGAGUGUAUACAGGGAGAGGUGGCUGGUACAAUGCAGGAUGAAGAUUGUCUCUGUGCUCACCAGUGAACCAGUCUGGGUUGCAGCACCUCUGGUGUAUUGAGUGUAUACAGGGAGAGGUGGCUGGUACAAUGCAGGAUGAAGAUUGUCUCUGUGCUCACCAGUGAACCAGUCUGGGUUGCAGCACCUCUGGUGUAUUGAGUGUAUACAGGGAGAGGUGGCUGGUACAAUGCAGGAUGAAGAUUGUCUCUGUGCUCACCAGUGAACCAGUCUGGGUUGCAGCACCUCUGGUGUAUUGAGUGUAUACAGGGAGAGGUUGCUGGUACAAUGCAGGAUGAAGAUUGUCUCUGUGCUCACCAGUGAACCAGUCUGGGUUGCAGCACCUCUGGUGUACUGAGUGUAUACAGGGAGAGGUGGCUGGUACAAUGCAGGAUGAAGAUUGUCUCUGUGCUCACCAGUGAACCAGUCUGGGUUGCAGCACCUCUGGUGUAUUGAGUGUAUACAGGGAGAGGUGGCUGGUACAAUGCGGGAUGAAGAUUGUCACAAUUUAACGCAGCAUAUUUGCAUUGAAUAGUUGCAGUUUCACACACAUGUACUGUUCCUUACAAUGAUUCUUGUACCACCUUUUAGCACAGUUUAGUGCUUCUUCUGUAUAUGGUGGAGUAUUACUCAGCACAGCAGCUCAUGAUUGAAAUGGGUACCCAUGGUAUAAUACCUGCUGGAUGAGAAAGUAAAUGAAUAGGUUUUCCAUCAGGCUGCCCAGGUUUCCUGUAAGUGUUGACCUAGCGGUUAAUAAGUGAACAGUGUCAACAGGGCUGCCUGCCUCCCACCUCUGUUACCACACAGCUGGAGCCAGCUGCCAGGAUCUGUGCAAACAUUGCGCCGCACUGAGAGCAAACCUGAAAUGCAUUCAAGUCUUUCAUAUGAGUGCUGCUCUUUAUUUACCAGGAAGCUCACUCGGUGGCACUGAUGAUACUGCUGGAGAGGCAGCUGUCUGAUUCAUACAGGACUCAGGUGGCACUGAUACUGCUGGAGAGGCAGCUGUCUGAUUCAUACAGGACUCAGGUGGCACUGAUACUGCUGGAGAGGCAGCUGUCUGAUUCAUACAGGACUCAGGUGGCACUGAUACUGCUGGAGAGGCAGCUGUCUGAUUCAUACAGGACUCAGGUGGCACUGAUACUGCUGGAGAGGCAGCUGUCUGAUUCAUACAGGACUCAGGUGGCACUGAUACUGCUGGAGAGGCAGCUGUCUGAUUCAUAAAGGACUCAGGUGGCACUGAUACUGCUGGAGAGGCAGCUGUCUGAUUCAUACAGGACUCAGGUGGCACUGAUACUGCUGGAGAGGCAGCUGUCUGAUUCAUACAGGACUCAGGUGGCACUGAUACUGCUGGAGAGGCAGUUGUCUGAUUCAUACAGGACUCAGGUGGCACUGAUACUACUGGAGAGGCAGUUGUCUGGGUUCCUGCAGGACACUGGCGAAGCAGAAGAUGGCUGUGAAAGGAAUGAGAGGACAGAGUUACUUAGCAGUAGCACUGCAGAGUAUCCAGAAUAGAAGGCAGGUUUUCACAGGAACAACUGCAGGAGAUUCUUUGAAAAGGGAUCGGGGUGCUAUGUAGGACAAUUUAAAGUUAAUGUAAAAUGUUUGCACCAGUUUCUAGCUGGCUGUAGUGUAUGCCCAAUGCUUUCCCUCGUCUCCACUCUCCCACUGUAGCGUAUGCCCAAUGCUUUCCCUCGUCUCCACUCUCCCACUGUAGUGUAUGCCCAAUGUUUUCCCUCGUCAUCACUCUCCCACUGUAGCAUAUGCCCAAUGCUUUCCCUCGUCAUCACUCUCCCACUGUAGCAUAUGCCCAAUGCUUUCCCUCGUCUCCACUCUCCCGCUGUAGGGUCUCUCUCUUGCUGGGUGAGGAUGCCAGGCUUGCUGAACUGCUCCUCCUGGGCUCCUCUGCUGCUCAAAGCCUCUUGUGUGAAGUCCUGUGCCAAUGGCUACUUCCUGGGCCUCAACGCCCAGCUCACCUACACCAACCCCGACAGCGAGCCCAUGGAAGGGUUGGAGAGCCCCACUCACGCCCUGAGAGCUGACGGGGACCCCAGUGCCAAGUCUGCCUCCGCCACCUACAUCACACUGGCUGAAGAGCACCCCUACAACUGCAACCUGGAGAUCAUCCUGCACCUGAGCGAGCCUCAUACCCCCCAUGUGUUGCUGGAGGAGGGGCGGCUCACCUUCCAGGAGUACGAACAGCACAUCCGCGCCCGGAGAGACUUCAUCCACUGCAGCAGGAAGGAGGCUGAGUCAGACAAGAGGCUGGAAUUCGUGCGGAAGCGCUUCCACAAGGACAUCUUGUUGAACCCGGUCCUGAUGCUGAACUUCUGCCCAGACCUGCGUGGAGCCCCUGGCGACCUCCACAGGGUCACGCGGGAACUGGUGUUCCUCGUCGAUCGGAGCGGCAGCAUGAGUGGAGCCAACAUCCACAAGAUCAAGGAGGCGAUGAUCGUGGCUAUCAAGAGCCUGCCACCUGGGACCCUGCUGAACAUCGUGGGCUUCGGAUCUACCAUCAAGACUCUCUUCUCCACCAGCAGGGUUUGCAGUGAGGACACCCUCUCCUUGGCCUGCGAGUACCUUCAGAAGAUGAGAGCUGAUAUGGGCAGCACCAACAUCCUGGGGGCUCUGAGCUGGGUGUUCCAGCAGCCAGUGCACCGGGGAUACCCCCGGCAACUCUUCAUCCUCACCGACGGCAAGGCCAGCAAUGCAGGCAAGGUGAUCGAGCUGGUGAGGAGGCAUGCCAGCACUGCCAGGUGCUUCAGUGUAGGGCUGGGUCCACACACCUGCCCUCGGCUGCUGAGGGGCGUGUCCAGGGUGACAGGCGGGACAGCAGAGUUCCUCAGUGAUAGUGAGAGGGUGGAGCCCAAGCUCAUCAAAUCUCUGAAGAAAGCUUUGGAACCAGCCCUCAGCGAUGUGCGGAUAGACUGGUACGUGCCAGACAAUGUGGAGGCCUUGCUCUCGCCCAAUGAGAUUGCUCCUUUGUACCCAGGGGACCGCCUCAUUGGAUACUGCACGGUUUACGAUGUUUCUGCCUUUCAGAGCAAGAAGGCUGGUUCGAAGGCACGGGGCUCAAAGGAGCAAGCACAGGGCUCAGUCAGAUCCGUGUCCCAGGAUGACCUGCCUGCCCCCUCGGCUGGAGAGGGGUGCCGCCCCUCCGAGCGCAGCGACAUUGAGGAGGCCCUGUGUGAGAUCUCCCAUGAGAUUUCAUCUGAGUUCUCCUGCGCCAGCAUGGCAGACACAGGAGUGCGGUUCGGUCCUCGCAGGAGUUCUCGUCCAGGGAGCCGCCGUCAGAGAGUGUACUCCGUGGGUCUGGGGCGCCGGCCGUCCAACCGGGACUCUGAGGAGCUGGACGAUGCCUUCGCACCCACAGAAAGAGAUGACACUCCAGCCUCUCCCUGCAGCAUGACCUCCUGUGACAGCAGUCUAGGGGGCAGCUGCUACCCGGACAGUCCCUCCGCCAUGUCUGUGCGAUCGCAGCCCUUGCUGGACAGCAAGUCUGUGGAGAGCUUCUUUGGGUCCAGGUUUCGGGGCUUCAGUUCUUCAGGAAAGCCACCACCCCUCAAACCGCAGUGUGUCUCAGCUGAGAUGGAGGAGUCUCCUAAGACGGAGACCACAGACUACCUCUCUCUGGUGCAUCUUCAGCUGGCUUCAGGGGCAUUCCUCUUGAAUAAUCUCUUCUCUGAGCAGGUCCAGAUACCCCUGGAGCGUCUGAAGAGAGCAUCUCCCUUCUCCAGCCACCGCUCCAGCCUCAGCCCCACAUCCCGCUGCACCUCCCCACGGGCAGCAGCAGGCAGCACCCCCAAACCCACACUUUCCCAGCAGGAGCCUGGGAGCCUUAAAACCAACAACCCCAAAACCACUGGGGGUCCCUUUACUGAGGGGGGCGCCAUCGCCCUCCUUGACCCUGCACUGACCUCGGUUCCAGAUUUCAAUGGGGCACUGCAACAGGCGGACAGUGGGCGCGGCUCAGAAACAGAUGUGUUCGAGGGCUCCCUUGUCCAAUCAGAGGCUGGCGUGGCGCCCUUCGACCUCUCCAGCGAGCAGCAGGCAGAGAGGGACCUGGUGAGCUCAAGCUGGGCGACGGCAGUGGCGCUGGCCUGGCUGGAGCACCGCCGCGCUGGCUUCUUCGUGGAGUGGGAGCUGGUCGCCGCCAAGGCCGACUCCUGGCUGCGCGCCCAGCAGCUGCCCGAGGGCAUGGACCAAGCUGGCCUGAAGGGGGCAGCAUGCCAGAAACGCACACUGUCCCCUCGCACUGGAGUCCCGUUUGGGUCAGGGAGCUCCUUAACUCUGAAUCGUGGGCUCAACGAGAGCACAGCGGCAAUGCAACUGAAACGCACACUGUCCCCUCGCACUGGAGUCCCGUUUGGGUCAGGGAGCUCCUUAACUCUGAAUCGUGGGCUCAACGAGAGCACAGCGGCAAUGCAACUGAAACGCACACUGUAGGAAAAGCACAGCUCUUUUCUAUUGAGUUUUUCUAAAUCUCCCCCCCCC